Morone saxatilis (striped sea-bass) is the source of this 3039-nucleotide messenger RNA. Its product is annotated as CUGBP Elav-like family member 3. Gene Ontology annotation, molecular function: mRNA binding. Gene Ontology annotation, biological process: regulation of alternative mRNA splicing, via spliceosome; mRNA splice site recognition. Lineage: Eukaryota; Metazoa; Chordata; Actinopteri; Moronidae. Gene Ontology annotation, cellular component: nucleus; ribonucleoprotein complex; cytoplasm. The record is from RefSeq and is a predicted model, not a curated record.
GGCCGUUAAACGUCGGUUCAAACGGUUGGAUGUUACCCGAGAUUUAAAAGCAGCCGGUAAGCCCUGCUAUCACUUUGUAAUUAAAUAGGAAUUAAAAGUAGGCUUUUUCGUGAAAGGUGAAAAAAACUAUAAGCUCAGUUUUACUCUGGAUUUUCCUCUCUUUUUUUUUUUUGGAGAGUCGAGAGGUUGAAUUUCAGUGGGACCGGUGACAAGCUGUGAUUUUUUUCUGUUUUUGAGCGGGACUCACCUGCUGGGACUUCUCUCCUCCAGACCUCCAGACCGGCGGCAACACGGGGCUUUUGUAAAAAAAAAAAAAUAAAUAAAUAAAUAAAAGACACACACACACACAGAGAGCCGAGCCUCUGAGUAUCUGAACACCAGAGGAGGAGGAGAGGGAGAGUACGGCAGGCACAAAGAGCGGAGAGCAUCCAGAGAGGGGAGGAAGAGGAGGACGGGACGGGAGAGAGAGAGAGAGAGAGAGAGAGAGAAAGCGGUGAGGACAACAACGGGGACCACAACAGACAGCAUCCCUCUUUAAUAUCUGCUCUCCUCCUCCAUAAGCAUCCUCUGAAAAACGGGAUCCUGAACGCUGUUUGUCCACCGUAAAGGGAUACCUGCUCCUGCUCUGUUUGCCCCUCAGCCCCUGCAGUACCCAGUCGUCCUCUCCACUCUGUCCUGAUGAAGGAGGCCGACGCCAUCAAGCUGUUUGUGGGGCAGAUUCCCCGGAACCUGGAAGAGAAGGACCUGAAGCCCAUCUUCGAGCAGUUCGGCAAGAUCUAUGAAUGAAUCGGCCAAUCCAGGUGAAACCAGCUGACAGCGAGGGCAGAGGAGAGGAUAGAAAGUUGUUUGUGGGCAUGCUUGGAAAGCAACAGAGCGAUGAGGACGUCAGAAGGCUGUUUGAGCCCUUCGGCAGUAUAGAUGAGUGUACGGUGUUGCGAGGACCCGACGGCACCAGCAAAGGGUGUGCUUUUGUAAAAUUCCAAGGACACGCUGAAGCCCAGGCUGCCAUCAACAGCUUGCACGGGAGCCGCACAAUGCCUGGAGCGUCGUCCAGUCUGGUGGUGAAGUUCGCUGACACAGAGAAGGAGCGGGGGCUGAGGAGGAUGCAGCAGGUGGCCUCUCAGCUCGGCAUCUUCAGCCCCAUGACCCUCAACUUCCCCGCCUACAAUGCCUACACACAGGCGGUCAACGCACAGCUUGUCCAACAGCAGGCCCUGGUUGCCCAGUCAGCGUACUUGUCUCCUGUGGCAACAGUUGCCGCCGUACAGAUGCAGCAGAUGGCGGCGCUCAAUGCCAACGGAAUCAUUGCCACACCCAUUACACCCAUCACGCCGUCUUCGGGAACAAACACUCCACCAACUAUUGCAGCAACGCCUGUGUCAGCUCUGCCACCAAUAGGAGUGAAUGGUUACAGCAGUGUGCCAGCCCCCACCAAUGGACAACAAGCAACAGAAGCGCUAUACACCAAUGGUGUUCACCCAUAUCAAGCUCAGAGUCCUGCAGCCUUGGACCCUCUACAGCAGGCGUAUGCAGGCAUGCAACACUACACAGCAGCGUAUCCUGCUGCCUACGGAUUGGUCGGACAGCCGUUCCCCCAGCAGCCAACACUGGUUGCCCAGCAACACCAGCAGCCCCAGCAACAGCAGCAGAGAGAAGGUGAUUCAGAGGCUUGUAACAUCUUCAUCUACCACCUGCCUCAGGAGUUCAGUGACUCUGAGAUGCUGCAGAUGUUCCUGCCCUUUGGCAAUGUCAUCUCGGCUAAGGUGUUUGUUGACCGUGCCACCAACCAGAGCAAAUGCUUCGGAUUUGUGAGUUUUGACAACCCAGCCAGUGCUCAGGCCUCCAUCCAGGCCAUGAAUGGCUUCCAGAUCGGCAUGAAAAGACUGAAAGUGCAGCUCAAAAGGCCCAAAGAUGCCAACCGCCCAUACUGAGUGACAACUGAGAGGAGGAAGAAGAAAUAAAGAGAGGUGACCUUUCAGAGUCCAGCCGAGGUGGAAUCCCAGGGUUCAUAGUGCUUUCAGACUGUCUGCUACCUUUGAGCGUCCGGAGAGUGCAGCCAAACACACACACACACACACACACACACUUUUACAAUGACACACACAUGCACUCUAAAACACUGAACCUCAAACGGUGCAAGGCUGAUAUACAAAUGUACAUAAAGUGCACAAACACACACACACACACACACACACACACACAACGGACAGUCACAUACAAAUACACACGGUUCACACGAGUCAGUAAUCUUACCCAUACAGCCAAGAGCUUGGUUUGACCAUGGUCUGCGUGGAGUUUGCCAACAGGGUGUUUAGUACAGUUAUAUGUGUCAUACCAAGCAUGUAUGGAAGGUACUGAUGAAAAAUGCUGAUAUAUCACUUCAAUAGACUUUAACAUGUCUAUACCAUGUCUAUUACGUGACAAAUAUAGAGGGGCCGAUGUUUCAUAAUAAAAAAAGAAAGAAAAUACAAAAAAGACGACUAAAUGAGUAGGUUAGAGAGACUUUGGAGAAAAUCCUAAUGACCUGUAAAUAAUUUAGUUUACAAAGAGCAGCAUUUAAAAAACAAGAAAAAAUGCAAAAAGAAUACUACUUUAGAUAAACACUGAACAGGACACAGCGACAUUAUUAUUAUUAUUAUUAUCAUUAUUAUUAUCAUUAUUAUUAUUAUUAUUACCACUAGUAACAUCAUCGUCCUCAUAAAGGGAUAUUACAUUCCAAAUUGUAAAAUGGGAAAUCACUAACCUAUUUUAAAUUUCUACUUAGAUUUUAGGUGAAACUCGGGGGAGGGGGGAUUGCACUUUUAUUCGGGAGGUUUUAAUAUUUGAGCUAUUUUUUAUUUAUUUACUAAUUUAUCAAUUAUUUUGUUUAUUGGGAGGGAAGGGAUUUGAAUGGGUUGCAAUAUUUUGAUUUUAGAAUUUUCUAGAGAAAACCUUUUGAGGGCCUGUUUCUGUCAGACUCUUGCAAUCGAGUAAUUAUAAUGUAUGUAUUAAUUAUUACAGCAAUUAUAUUUAUUUCUAAUUUAUUGAAUCCUGUUUUUG